UCUCGUUCACCCCUCCCCUGAGCGGGUAAUGCGGAACUCCCUGCAGUGGCUGAAAGAAGCACUACUGUUUGUAGCUGCUGUUCGCCCCUGUGGAAGCGAGGAAAAAAACAAAAAACAAAAAAAAAACAAAAACACACCCCAAGAAAAAAGUCGAGUCGGCAUUGACUCCGAACUGGACCUAAUAAUAACCGUACAUAGAGUACCAGGACGAGGCCGGCGGAGACAAGGCGGUCGAAGCGAAUCCGAGAAUGCUGUAGUGACUUGAGGAAGUUUUUUUUCUGCCAACGGAAUGGCCCACUGACCAUUCAAUCUACUAUGUUCUGAGGCUAAAAUGACCUAAACAAAAUUUUUAUAAUGCAAAAAAGAAAAGUCUGCCCACGCCUGCUGGACUACCUGGUUAUUGUGGGUGCCAGACAGCCUAGUAGUGACAGUGUUGCUCAGACUCCAGAGCUGCUGCGACGCUACCCCCUUGAAGACCACUUGGACUUCCCUUUACCUCCAGAUGUGGUCUUUUUUUGCCAGCCUGAAGGUUGCUUAAGUGUACGGCAAAAACGCAUGAGUUUGCGGGAUGACACCUCAUUUGUAUUUACACUUACAGAAAAGGACACUGGUGUAGUCCGCUAUGGGAUCUGUGUUAACUUUUAUCGAUCAUUUCAGAAGCGUUCUUGCAAAUCUGAGAAGGUUGAUUGCCAUCGUAACCGUGAAAAAUCUAAAUCUGCUGUCUCAGGCACUGGGGAUUUGGGAGCUACACACGAUGAGGCUGGCAGUGAGAGCUCUGAAAGUGGUUCUUCACUUCAGCCAGCCAGCUCUGACUCUACUCCAGAUGUAAACAAAUCACCAAGAAGCAAGCGCUGUGCCAAGCUUGUCCAACGGCACCGCAACAGCACCCUAACUUCACUAUGCAUCCUCAGUCACUACCCAUUCUUCUCCACUUUUCGGGAAUGUCUGUAUAUCCUCAAGAGGCUGGUGGACUGCUGCAGUGAAAGACUUACAAAAAAAGUUGGCCUCUGUAAAGGAAUGCAAAGGGAUACAAUGUGGCGAGUGUUUACAGGUGCCCUGUCCCUUGAAGAAAAGAACAGUCUGUUGCUGCAGGAUCUGCGAGAAAUUGAGUCUUGGGUGUACCGCUUGCUCCGAUCUCCAGUCCCUAUUUGUGGCCAAAAGCGUGUUGAUGUAGAAGUGCUGCCUCAUGAACUACAACCUGCUCUGACAUUCGCCCUCCCUGACCCAUCCCGCUUCUCUCUAGUGGAUUUUCCUUUACAUCUCCCUCUUGAGCUGCUGGGAGUUGAUGCCUGCUUGCAGGUGCUCACAUGCAUCUUGCUUGAGCACAAGGUGGUUCUGCAGUCUCGGGAUUACAAUGCCCUUUCAAUGAGUGUCAUGGCAUUUGUGGCAAUGAUUUAUCCUCUGGAGUACAUGUUCCCUGUAAUUCCCCUACUUCCAACUUGCAUGGCUUCUGCAGAACAGCUUCUCCUUGCUCCAACUCCCUACAUCAUUGGUGUACCUGCAAGCUUCUUCCUUUACAAAUCUGAUUUCAAAAUGCCUGAUGAUGUUUGGCUGGUUGACCUGGACACAAAUAAGGUUCUUAUCCCACACAAUGUUGAACCUCUACCUGCCUUACCUGAGCCAGAGACCACUGAUCUCAAGAAGCACUUGAAACAGUGUCUGGUUAGCAUGACGGCACUCGCGCAAAGACAGCUCUGCGCUUCAGAGGACAAGGCUUUGGCUAGUAUGAGUCUGAACACACAGCCUAUUCUGAACCUGGAGAAAUUCCAGGAAGGACAGGAGCUGCCACUGCUCUCAGGACGAUCACGAGAUGACGGAGCUUCAACUCCUUCCACUGAGUUUAAUCCUCUGAUAUAUGGCAAUGAUGUUGACUCUGUAGAUGUGGCAACAAGGGUGGCCAUGGUGAGAUUCUUUAAUUCUCCAAAUGUGCUGCAGGGAUUUCAGAUGCACACUCGCACACUGAGGCUUUUUCCUAGGCCUGUGGUAGCCUUUCAGGCCAACUCCUUUCUUGCUUCCAGACCAAAACAAUCUGGAUUUGCAGAGAAGCUUGCCCGUACUCAAGCUGUUGAGUACUUCGGAGAGUGGUCUUUGAACCCCACCAACUAUGCAUUCCAGCGGAUCCACAACAAUAUGUAUGACCCUUCUCUCAUUGGAGAUAAACCCAAGUGGUAUGCACAUCAGCUGCAACCAAUUUUUUAUCGUGUUUAUGAUAGCAACUCCCAGCUUGCUGAGGCAAUGAAUGCUCCACUUGAGAGAGAGAAUCAGAAUGACUCUGAUCCAACUGAUGACAGUGGCAGUGACAGUGUGGACUAUGAUGACUCCAGCUCAUCAUAUUCUUCUCUUGGUGACUUUGUCAGUGAAAUGAUGAAGUGUGAUAUCAAAGGAGAUACUCCUAAUGUUGAUCCUUUGACUCACGCAGCACUAGGAGAUGCCAGUGAGGUGGAAUUCCAGGAUUUUCAGGAAUAUAGGGGUGAUGUAGAGGACCAAACACUGGACAGUGAGAAUUCCCUUGACAACAACCAGCCACGGUCUAGCUCCAGUACAACAGCAAGCUCUAGUCCUAGCACUGUUAUUCAGGGAGUCAAUCAUGAAUCUUGUGAUUCUGCAGAGGUGGAAGAGAAGUCUGUCACUGGUUUUCAGAACCACACUGUGGCUUUAGGUCUGCAAACAUUCCCCAAGCUUAGUUUGGAGCGAAGGGAGAGUGAAAGCACACCCCUAGGUGAAGUCUUUCUGAAGAAGCGCGAGUAUGAUAACCCAUACUUUGAGCCACAGUAUGGCUUUCCUGUAGAAGAAGAUGAAGAUGCAGAUGGAGAGCAAGAAGAAAGCUACACGCCUAAGUUCAACCAAAAUUUAAAUGGAAACAGGUCUCAAAAGCCUUUGCGUCCCAGCAGCCUGAAAUUGCCCAGUGACUCAGAUGCGGAAUCAGACUCACGUGCAAGCUCUCCAAACUCAACUGUAUCUAACAAUAGUAGCGAAGGAUUUGGUGGAUUAAUGUCUUUUGCCAGUAACCUGUAUAAGAACCACAGCACAAGCUUCAGCCUAUCCAAUCUGGCUUUGCCUACAAAAGCUUCAAGAGACAAAACAAAUCCCUUUCCCAGCUUGAAAGUAUUUGAACUAAAUGCUAUUAUGGAGAUAAUAACUGAAGCUGGCACAGUGGGCACUGAAGGAAAUCGCAGAGCUCUUGUUGACCAAAAGUCAUCUGUCAUCAAGCACAGUCCAACUAUUAAAAGGGAAUCACCAUCUCCUCAGGGGAGAUCAAAUAACACCAGUGAAAAUCAGCAGUUCCUGAAGGAGGUAGUGCAGAAUGUUUUAGAUGGCCAAGGUGUGGGCUGGCUAAAAAUGAAGAAAGUGCGGUCUUUAUUGGAGAAUGAACAACUACGGGUUUUUGUUCUGAGCAAAUUAAAUAGAGCCAUCCAGUCUGAGGAGGAUGCACGACAGGAAGUCAUUCAUGAUGUGGAGAUUAAUCGAAAGGUGUACAAGGGAAUGCUAGACCUGUUGAAGUGCACAGUUUCCAGUCUGGAGCAGUCCUACACCAAUGCUGGCCUUGGUGGGAUGGCCAGUGUAUUCAACCUGCUAGAAAUUGCCUGUACUCAUUACUACACCAAAGAGCCAGAAAAACGCAAGCGGAGCCCUGUGGAAGGAGGUGGUAACAGCCCAGGCAGUAAGGACAGUUUAACACUCAGGGGGGAGACUAUCAGGCCUUCAGGCCAUCAGCUGGUACCCAAGAUCCAGCUUCCACCUUCAGCUGGUCCCCCCAUGGGAAAGGGAAUUCGAGUAUUUGAUACAAGAAGCCUCAACGAAGAGAACUUUAUAGCAUCUAUCGAAUUGUGGAACACGCACCAGGAUAACAGAAAGCAAAAAGCUAUGGAAAAACAGAGAUCUGAAGGAGUCAAGCAAUUAUUUGAUCUGGGAGACACAGAAGAGAAGAAAUCCCAGAUAAGCGCCGAUAGUGGACUGAGCAUGACAUCAGGGUCACAACAGAAGAGUGACACAGAAUCUACAGCAAGUUCUGAGCCACCUGCUUUGACCCGCAGCACAAGCCAGGACUCUGAAGCCAGCACAGUGGUGAGUAACAGUUCUGGUGAAACCUUAGGAGCUGACAGUGACCUGAGUAGCAAUGCUGGUGAUGGACCGACUAGAAAACUUGCAUCCCACCUCACAGUAUCUAGGGGUACACUUUCUGACAGUGAAAUAGAGACCAACUCUGCUACAAGCUCAAUUUUCGGUAAAACACAUAUGUUGAGGCCAGGACUGAAGGACAGCCGGAGGAGUUUACCAGGAAAGGAUCCAGCUGUAGCACCACAAGAGGAUAUCAGUUCAAGAGUCUAUUUAUAUGAGGGACUUUUAGGACGAGACAAGAGUUCUGUUUGGGAUCAGUUGGAGGAUGCUGCAAUGGAAACCUUCUCCUUGAGUAAAGAGAGGUCUACACUAUGGGACCAGGUACAGUUCUGGGAAGACGCUUUCCUGGAUGCAGUGAUGCUUGAGAGGGAAGGAAUGGGCGUCGAUCAGGGGCCUCAGGAAAUGAUUGACAGGUACAUGUCUCUUGGUGAACAUGAUCGUAAACGCCUUGAAGAUGAUGAGGACCGUCUGUUGGCAACUCUUUUGAAUAAUAUGAUUGCCUACAUGUUAAUUAUGAAGGUUAACAAAAAUGACAUAAGAAAGAAGGUUCGGCGUCUGAUGGGUAAAUCACAUAUUGGCCUUGUGUACAGCCAGGAAAUCAAUGACAUCUUGGAUCGCCUAGCACAGCUUAAUGGUCGUGAACUUCCAAUAAGACCAAGUGGCAGUCGCCAUAUUAAGAAACAAACAUUUGUGGUCCAUGCUGGGACAGACACCACUGGAGACAUCUUCUUUAUGGAGGUGUGUGAUGACUGCAUUGUUCUGAGGAGUAGUAUUGGCACAGUAUAUGAGCGCUGGUGGUAUGAAAAACUCAUUAAUAUGACCUAUUGCCCUAAAACAAAAGUACUAUGUCUGUGGAGGAGGAAUGGCCAGGAAACCCAGCUGAACAAGUUCUACACUAAAAAGUGUCGAGAGCUGUACUACUGUGUCAAGGAUAGCAUGGAAAGGGCAGCUGCCAGACAACAAAGCAUCAAGCCAGGUCCAGAGCUGGGUGGUGAAUUUCCAGUCCAGGAUAUGAAGUCUGGUGAGGGUGGCCUUCUUCAAGUUACACUGGAGGGCAUUAAUCUGAAGUUUAUGCACAGUCAGGUUUUCAUAGAGCUGAAUCACAUUAAAAAGUGCAAUACAGUGAAAGGAGUCUUUGUCCUGGAGGAAUUUGUUCCUGAAACUAAAGAAGUGGUGAUCCACAAGUACAAGACUCCAAUGGCUCACCAGAUCUGCUAUUCUGUAUUGUGUCUCUUCUCCUACAUGGCAGCGGUACGCGGAAAAGAAGCCGAGAAUAAAGCAAAAGUUCCUUCUCCAAGACUCGUCCCCAGUUAGCACUUUGGAUAUUUGGCCUGACCAAUGUUCCGUGAAGAGUCUUUGUCCACUUCCCAUUGGUCCCCAUUGUCUUGUGUUUUACUACAUUCAGCUGUAAAGUGUGUCUAUUUUUAUUUGCUGCAGACCCGCUGUUUUUUACUUUUAAAACUCUGGACCCCAUUUUAACACAGAGGUCGAAAUUGUUUUACUAGCAGUGAUAGUCACCAACUCCCAUUUUAAUAUGUGUGUUUUAAAUGUGGUGGUCAAAGAGUCAAACGCAAGAGUCAAAUGGAUAAGAGAACAAAAAAAUAAAUUUCCUUACGGCUGCGUCCUAUUUUUGAUGUAGAAUCGGGGAUGUUAUUAGGGCAGCUCCUGAGUAAAACACAGGGAGGGAGAUUUAUUCAAUGUUCCAUAAAGCAUUUAUUUCGAAAAAUAGUAGGUCAGUGGGUCAAACUGUUUCUCCAUUCUUGGUAUAUGUUUUAAAAAAGUUUUACAGUUUUUUUUCUUUUGCUAAAACGUCAUGCUUCUUUUUUGAUAGCAUAUUCUGGCAAAGAGCAAAUCACAUGACAGAAUAAUAACUGUACAGCUCCACCAAUCUAUUAGUUAUGUUGUGUGUGUUUGUAGAUGUGCAUGCAAACUGCAGGCACUGUAGUGGCCAGGCUUGAUAAAGUAAGUUGCCCUGUCGUUCGCAGCAGAAAGACAGUUUUGCACAAAAGAAGGUGCAGCAUUGCAAUGGACCCCAGUUAUCUUGAAGAUGACUCAUGGUCAUGUCGCCUGCUUCAGAAUAUGUGUUUCUCUCUAUUUGCCGGAGCAUUGUGAGCUGUGAUUAUUACUGUGUAAGGAAUAAUGUAGCCAUAGCUAUCAUGUUUUCCAUUUUGUUUUCCUUUUUUUUUAAUAAUUAUUAAAAAGAGAAAAACUGUUCAAUGUAUGUAUAUGUGUGUGUGUGUGUGUGUAUAUAUAUAUAUAUACACACACAUACUGUAUGUAUGUGUGAGUGUAUGUGUGUGUACAUUUAUAGCUACAAUCUUGCACAAUGUUACUGCUUCCAUGUAGUGAAUAUUUAAGCAAAAAAACACUCUAAUGUUAAUCUAACUGUAAAUAUUUAAUUUAAAUACUGCUAUAUGUGUCCUUCUGCAGCAAACUUGUUCUUGUGUUUGUUGACCAAAAAUACCUGCUGUAGUUGACAAAAAAAAAUCAGUUUGCUGCUAUAGAAAUGGUUUAAAUAUCGGGGAUAUCUGGUGUAAAUAUUUCAGUAUUAAGAGUAUUUAUAGGGGUUGUACAGCUUUGAAGAAUGUGAGAAUAAAGAAUCCUGUCCAA
Erpetoichthys calabaricus (reedfish) is the source of this 6729-nucleotide messenger RNA. RefSeq names its product MAP-kinase activating death domain (gene madd). The transcript is spliced from 37 exons. Gene Ontology annotation, cellular component: cytosol. NCBI's taxonomy places the organism in Eukaryota, Metazoa, Chordata, Cladistia, Polypteriformes, Polypteridae. Gene Ontology annotation, biological process: regulation of Rab protein signal transduction; regulation of apoptotic process. Gene Ontology annotation, molecular function: guanyl-nucleotide exchange factor activity. Bases 355 to 5433 code for a protein of 1692 amino acids. The record is from RefSeq and is a predicted model, not a curated record.